This is a messenger RNA of Athalia rosae (coleseed sawfly), 2700 nucleotides long. It is a transcript of the gene foxo, whose product is annotated as forkhead box protein O. The coding region runs from base 673 to 2283 and encodes 536 amino acids. The transcript is spliced from 9 exons. Gene Ontology annotation, molecular function: RNA polymerase II cis-regulatory region sequence-specific DNA binding; DNA-binding transcription factor activity, RNA polymerase II-specific. NCBI's taxonomy places the organism in Eukaryota, Metazoa, Arthropoda, Insecta, Hymenoptera, Athaliidae. Gene Ontology annotation, cellular component: nucleus. The record is from RefSeq and is a predicted model, not a curated record. Gene Ontology annotation, biological process: regulation of transcription by RNA polymerase II.
GGGCAAGAGCGCCUCGAAUUCAACCCCCACUCUCUACCCGCGAACGUCGUCGUCGUUCACGGUGGUAGCAGAGGCGCCACAAUUUCGCUUCUUCGCUCUUUUCGUUCAGUAUGCGCCGCGCUGCCUUGCCGGUAUGUUCGAUUUGUGUUGUUAGCGAUCGGGAAUAAUCGGAGGAAAGGAAAAUAAAUUAAUCGAUCGAUUAAAUAAUUCUGAAAAUUGAAUCGUAGUUUGAACUGUUUGAAUAUUUUGUGUCGUUACAACGAAGCUGACAUAAUUAUUACGUACAAUGACUAUAGAUAUCUUAGCAGCAUAAUGAAAGUACAAGUCGCUAAUUAAUCGUUUUUUUCACUGUUUAAUAAUUACGAAAUACACCCACAUAUAUUUAUAUAAAAACAAUCGUUUCGCCGAUUAUAAUAAAACAAAAUAUAUCAAAAAUCGUAGCGAGUUGGAUGAAAUUGUGAAGGACUAAAAGGGACAUCUUUUAUCGACGAGUAUUCGAUUUUUGGAAGAAAAAAAUAAAAAAUAAUUCUAACGAAGAUAAAAUAAAAAGUGUCGAUUAAAAAGAAGAACCCUCCGGAAUCGUGAAGCAAAGAGAAAGGAAGGGAGAGAAUUUUCAAAAAUAAUCAGUACGAUUAAAAGUCUGUCAAAGUGGAUUACACGGACGUAACAAAUAUGAUGGAUUCCGGUCCCGGAGUCCCCUUCGAUCUCGAGGGUGGUUUCGAACCGCAAACCAGGGCGAGAUCGAACACUUGGCCUCUGCCGCGUCCCGAGGGAUACGUGGACGGUCCGGUCGGGGGUGUAGCCGGCGGUAACGUCGGGGGUGGCGUCGGCGGAGGUAAAGAGGGUGUCGAAGGCGGUACGCCCCCCCAGCAAGGGCCGCUCGGUCAGGGCGGUUUGAUGCCGGUCAAGAAAAAUUCGUCACGAAGAAACGCCUGGGGGAAUCUGAGCUACGCCGAUCUAAUCACCCAAGCGAUCACUAGUGCCGCCGAAAAACGACUCACCUUAUCACAGAUUUACGAAUGGAUGGUACAGAACGUUCCUUACUUCAAGGACAAGGGGGACAGUAACAGCAGCGCCGGAUGGAAGAAUUCCAUCAGGCACAAUUUGUCGCUGCACAACAGAUUCAUGCGGGUGCAGAACGAGGGUACGGGAAAAAGUUCCUGGUGGAUGAUCAAUCCGGACGCUAAGCCGGGUAAAUCGGCUCGUCGACGCGCGACGUCCAUGGAGACCAGCAAGUUCGAGAAACGUAGGGGACGCGUCAAGAAGAAGGUGGAAGCCCUGAGAAACGGCGGUCUUCAGGCGGACGCCACUCCCAGUCCCAGCAGCAGCGUCAGCGAGGGUCUCGAUCUCUUUCCGGACAGUCCUCUUCAUCCCGCGAGCGGUUUUCAACUGUCGCCCGAUUUCCGACCCCGCGCCUCCAGCAACGCCUCGUCCUGCGGAAGGCUGAGUCCGAUACCCGCGGCUUUCGUGGAAUCGGAAUGGGCGCCAGCCUACGCACCUUCUUACAGUCCCGAUCAACUUGCCGGCAGUUUGGCGGAAUCGAUGAAAUUGGAACCGUACCAAAUGUACCAGACGUCACCGCCGAAUCAUCAGCAAACCGGUCCACCGCCUUCCUACUACGAAGCCCAGUACCAGAGGAGCAACCCUUUGCGCACCGGAGCUUCGCCCUACGGUUUACCGCCAACACCUCAGUCCGCCAAUCAGCAAAGAUGUCCUCACCACCGCCUGCAAUCCUGCGCUUGUCAAAUGAACCUGAGUCCCGCUUCCGGCAUGUCACCGUCCUACUCGCAGAGCGAACCGAGUCCGUCACCUCUUGGCGGUAGUCAACAACAACAGCAACAGCAACAACAACAACCACCUCAGUACAUAAUGCAAAGUCAGCAACAACGUCAACAACAACAAGCUCAGAGCGGACCCGCGGGGCCCAGUCCACCGCACACGCCGUCACCUUGCACGCCGACUCCCAGCACUAUGAUGGGACAACUGAUGGGCGCCCUGAAUCAUGCGACGCUACUCGAUGACCUGAACAUCAACAUAGAGUCGCUCGACGGCGGAUUCGACUGCAACGUCGACGAGGUGAUAAAGCACGAGCUAUCGAUGGACGGUACCUUAGACUUCAACUUCCAACAAAGUGUCAUGGGGGUGGCCUCGGUUCAGGUGAGCGACGCAGGCGGUGUCGGUCAGAGUGUCGUCUCCCAGAGUAAUCAAGUUGGACCGAACAACGCGUCGGUUGUUUACGCGAACGCGGCGACACCGUCGGCACCGCCUUCUUGGGUUCACUAGCAGCGACCGUAUACCUCAGCCCUCCUGACACCCACCAGCCCACCGCCUCAAUUUUCUUUUACACACCACCGCGGCGAUACACCACCAUACGUUGUCGGGACGGCUGACGUCGAGAUGCAGAGAAUCGCUACACCGUUUCAUACGUACGGAGGGCUGCAGUGCUGUUGCGACGCGGGAAGGAUUGGUUUGUGAUAAAGUACACGUUUUAAUUUUUUCUUACUUUCUUUCUUUGUUUUGUUUUUUUUUUAUAUAUAAAACUUUUUUUCCCUUCUAUUUUUUUUUUCGAAUUUUUUUUUUUUUUUUUGUAUUGGUUGUAGAAAAAUAACCGCUAUAUACGUACUUCAAAAAAUGCCAGUCUACGCAUACCUACACACACACACAAACACACAUAUAUAUACAUAUAUAUAUAUAUAAAUA